CGCAACAAAUAUCCAGCCGUGUCUACAAGAGAGGAAGAAACCAUGAGUCAACCCGAAAUGACGGAUUUCGAAAGGUUGGAGGACGAGGAGGAGGAAAUUUUUGACAAUGACGUGGGCGAAGAGAAUACGGAGGACUCCAAGUUCGACGAGAUGAUCGGUGUGCUCCAGGAUAUUCUAAUCGACCCUGAUUUUGUCGGCAUGCAGAGCGAGUUCUGCCGCAACAAUUGCGAGAUCUUCGACAACGUGUCGGAGAACAAACUAAUUUACAUGGACAUCUUCCAGCAGUACACUGACCUCAUGGAGACGUUCAUUGAGCGGCGACUGCACGAGAAGCUCGAGUCCUUCUCCAUGGCGGAUCUCUGUAAUCAGAUCCAAGAGCAUGAAGACGAGAUCCCACCGGAUGUUAUCGAUGUCCUACUAAGCAGCUCGGAUUUUGAAGAGUUCAAGAGUCUCAUGCUCUCGUUCAAGCAAAAUGAGAUCCCGUGUAUUGAAAUCACCGGAGAUGCUCUUAUUUGCUGCAGUCCCUAGGAGAAGGAUGUCUUCAAGGGCUAUUGCAGUGGGAAUAUGGUGAAGAAUUGCGGCUUU
This is a messenger RNA of Phytophthora infestans T30-4, 585 nucleotides long. RefSeq lists its product as uncharacterized. Gene Ontology annotation, cellular component: mitochondrial intermembrane space. Lineage: Eukaryota; Oomycota; Peronosporomycetes; Peronosporales; Peronosporaceae. The transcript is spliced from 7 exons. The coding region runs from base 43 to 528 and encodes 161 amino acids. Gene Ontology annotation, biological process: maintenance of protein location in nucleus; positive regulation of tyrosine phosphorylation of STAT protein. The record is from RefSeq and is a predicted model, not a curated record.